AUGGGUGACCAUUUACCGGCGUGUGUUAUCGAUGUGGGAACCGGCUACACAAAAUUAGGGUUUGCUGGUAAUAAAGAACCCCAGUUUAUCAUUCCGUCUGCCAUAGCGAUAAAGGAAACUGCUAAAGUGGGUGACCAGAGCACUAGACGUAUGACUAAGGCCGUGGAAGAUUUAGAUUUCUUUAUCGGUGAUGAAGCAUUUGAGGCGACGGGUUAUUCAGUUAAAUAUCCUGUCCGACAUGGUUUGGUCGAAGAUUGGGAUCUGAUGGAGAGGUACAUUGAACAAUGUAUUUUUAAAUAUUUACGAGCUGAACCGGAAGAUCAUCACUUUUUGAUAACAGAACCGCCAUUGAACACUCCCGAAAAUCGAGAAUACUUGGCAGAGAUUAUGUUUGAAUCAUUUAAUGUGCCUGGUUUGUAUAUAGCUGUGCAGGCAGUCUUGGCUCUUGCCGCGUCGUGGAAAUCCAGGACUUCAGCCGGCCGCACAUUCACAGGUAUAGUUGUAGACAGUGGUGAUGGUGUGACUCAUAUUGUUCCAGUAGCUGAAGGAUAUGUUAUCGGUUCUUGCAUAAAACACAUACCUAUUGCGGGAAGGAACAUAACAUCUUUUAUACAGUCUCUGUUGCGUGAACGUGAAGUUGGUAUACCACCAGAGCAGAGCUUGGAAACAGCUAAAGCCAUAAAAGAAAGAUAUAGUUACAUUUGCCCUGAUAUUGCCAAAGAAUUUGCAAAAUAUGAUUCAGAUCCAGCCAAAUGGAUGAAGAAUUACACUGGUAUAAAUGCUAUCACUAAAAAUCCAUUUUCUGUUGAUGUCGGGUAUGAACGUUUCUUGGGUCCGGAAAUAUUCUUCCACCCAGAAUUUUCUAAUGCGGACUUCACUGUGCCCCUAAAUGAGAUGGUCGAUGAAGUUAUUCAAAGCUGCCCGAUUGAUGUAAGAAGAGGGUUAUAUGGAAACAUUGUACUAUCUGGCGGUUCCACUAUGUUUAGGGACUUUGGCAGAAGGUUGCAAAGAGAUAUAAAAAGAACUGUUGAUGCAAGGCUUAAGCUCUCUACCAUGUUAUCAGAAGGUCGGAUUACACCUAAGCCUAUUGAUGUUCAAGUUAUUUCCCACAACAUGCAGCGUUAUGCCGUUUGGUUCGGAGGGAGUAUGCUUGGUUCAACCCCUGAAUUUUAUCAAGUCUGUCACAGCAAACAAGCUUACAUGGAAUACGGACCCAGUAUUUGUAGGCACAACCCUGUAUUUGGUACCAUGACAUAG
This is a messenger RNA of Leptosia nina, 1257 nucleotides long. The record is from the annotation of a GenBank genome assembly. Lineage: Eukaryota; Metazoa; Arthropoda; Insecta; Lepidoptera; Pieridae.